AUGAUCUGGUACGUCGUCGCGGCGUUUAUAGCGAUGACAUUGACGUUUGUUUAUUUGCUGUACGAGCAGCCGAUAAGGACGGCGGCGGCGGCAGCGGUGACGACGAGUAGUACAAACAAACCGGUCAACAAGAGUCACGUUAUGUAAGUGUAAAACUGGUGUGAGCGGUGCGCGCAGCCCAUCCGAAAUUGGGAAUACUAACAUUUUGUGCGGGCGAUCCGAGAUAAUGCCCGACAUCGGAUUUCGUGUGAGCGUGUCGGGAUGUCUGUCUGUUUGUCUGUUUGUUUUAUUCGCCUGUUAUCUGAAUUGUUAAAGGUCGACGCGUUAUUUAUGACGGAGCGAUACGUGUUUGGGUACACACGACUAACGCUGCAGUGUCCCGUCGUCACCUGCCGCCGCAACCUCCGCCACCGACUCUGCGACGUACCUACGUGAAAAUAAUAACGCAGCAAUCGGCAGCAGCAGCUAUAACCACGACGUUAUGUACAUUAGCGAUAAUGACGUAAUCGUUCGUGCUUUGUAACAUCGCAUUAAUAAUGCACAAAAGACCUGAAGACGGAGCCCUUACCAAGGCUAGACGACGGUUGUCAGUCACUACCUGGGCUACACCGAUCAUCGUUACACAGACCUCUGCCGGAGCUACUUCCGUUGCAAGCAAGACUGGCAACGAAUCGACCUCCACCCAGACUCUACCGGAUAUUAUCACAGGAACCAGUACAUCAGUUGCCACAGAGAUCAGUAUUUCGGCCACCGCCCGAACUACACAGGUUACCCACUGGACUUUCACAAACACCUCCACUUUCGCCAUCUCAACCACCGCAGCUACCGACACAGUAAGUAUGGUUAAGCCGUUUGUUUACAACGAAGAUAACAGAAAGCGAGAACGUAGGGAACAAAUGGAAGCUAGACAGCAGAGAUUAUCUAGGUUGAAUUUAGAUGACCUUGAGCUUACGGCGUAUAACGAUUAUCGCCGUCGAUACGGCCUCCAUGUCAUGCAAAGCCAACAGUGGUUACUCCGGGAUCUGGGCCAACGACCGUUUGCAUUAUGCGAUAGAAUGAUAGGACAGAUUCAUACUCCAUUAUUUACCGUUUUGUUACUUCCUAAUAACCUUGACGUGGACACAAAAUAUGAGCUUUUGUUCUGCGGUCCACUUAAUACAAACCGUAGUUUACUAAUCAACAUCCAUGCUGACAACCCUACAUCAAUGUUGAUCGAACGCAUUAACCAAAUGGGAAAUUUCGUAGUCAGCGACCAAGAGACUAUAGACGCGAUAGAAUGGUUGAAGAACAUGCUGUCCUCAUCGGAUGCUAACAACUGGAUCUUAUUGAUUGUAAUAAUUGCCACGAUGAACCCGCAUCCGGAGGACACAUCUGUUGCUCUUUCUUUCUGUUGCAAUCCGGGCAGGUUAUCGAUCAAACAGGCCACGCGCAUGUUGGCGGGCCCCCGUGGUAUAGUACAUGGUUGGGGUGGUACAAUGCCGAACAUAGCUAACGCGUUAGAAAAAUACGGUAACAUGUCGUCGUUCUUAUGGUCAAAAAAAUGUGCCAUCGACGCUGGAACGGACGGAAGCAGUUCGUUCGAUUCGAAUUCUGUCGAUUAUGAGACCAGCAGUUUGAAAAGUGGACCGCGAGGUGUGGCUGCUGGACGUCCACCGGUCACUGGUAUGUCGUCGUUGAGCGAAACGUCGAGCGUGAAGACCAGCGAUGACGAGUUGAACACGACGGAGAACCCUGAUGAUGCAGACGGAUGUUUCAGACUUAAGAGAUUCAAGGCUUAUAUGAAACGGUCAGCCACCGAACGACGUGAGCGCCGAGCCAUGAGACGGGCAAGACGCGAGACACGCAAAGAAUAUAACUGCGAACGCCGUCAGAAUGACCCUGCCUACAAUAUGGAGGCCAGGCGAGCUGAGAUAUUGUCUGCCGAGCGUUUGCGCAACGAGAGCCGUUCUCGAGAACUGUUAAAUGCCGAACGGAAAACGGAACGCGUUUUGCAAUGGUGCCAGUCCCAGCAAGCCAUAUUGGCUGGCGAUUACCCAAUGACACCAAGUGACGAAAGAAUUGACAGAAGACUAAAAAAUUUGAGACAAACUCUUCGCAAUGAAAUAUCUUACACUUGGAAGCUGUUUUAUGAAGACAAAAUGAUCGCAAAAGCGUCACGCGAAGGAAUUGACCAUAUGGGUUUCCACUGCUGGAUAACGCCAACUCGAUGGAUUCCACAAAAUGGCCCAAACUGUGGAUUGGCAGUGCUUGCUAUGGCUGCAUGUCCAAUACUGACUAGUGAGGUUGCGUUGAGCGAUGCUCAAGAUGAUGCUCAAUAUGAUGAACUGGAGGACUUUUACGAGCUAGACAAAGUGGUGGAAAAAGCCUUUAUGGAACCCUCGGAAAAAUAUAAGCCAAAAGCUGAACGCUCUACAAAUAAUACCAUCUAUCCACCAAACAAUUAUAGACCUAAUAUCGAGGACUUUCAAAAGGAAGCUAUAAAAUCUGGAUACUCAGGUCAUGGUGAAAUGUUUAGUACCCAAGCCAUGGUCAAUCUGGCUAGGAGACACCAAACCGGACAAUACAAUGUAACGAUGGUCAACCAAGAUUUAUUUGAUAUGACAGAAGAAAAAAAUGACACUAAUACUGAAACUGAAAUAAAAUCUGUGGUUGAACAAGUUGAAGAUGCAUGUAUUGGGCCAGCUAAUCUUAACACAAAUGGUGUAAUUAACGAAUUAAAACAAAAUGACGAUCCACGUACGAAUAAGUCUAAAAACAAACAUUUACGACCAUUAUCAUCAUCUACAUUAAAUGUGGUCCAACGUCUGAUGCGCGGUUACCUUGUCGCUGUCUGUUUUGAUUGCGAUAGGAGUAUGAUGCCGUCUUUGGUCAACGGUGGAAGCACUGCUCAUUGGGCACUUUUAUGUGGUGUUAUUAUUGGAAAAUCCAUUAAGAAACCAAAAAAUAAAAUUCACCAAUAUGACAAACCGGAGUUUAAUCCAUUCAAAUAUGGAUAUCUAAAUCCAUACAAUCCGAAUUCGAGCGAGUUUUUGCCAACUUCUAACAUCGAUAAAAUAAUACGCGACCCGGAAGAUCCCAUUGCCGAAGAAAUUACUGAAUCCAGCCGAAAAUAUAUGGAACACAUAAAUUUUAGUGAUAUUGAUAUGGCACAAAAAUAUUAUGAUGAUAGUAAUAAAAACGUCACAGAGGAACAUUAUUAUUGUAACAUGUCUAAUCAGGAUUUGAAACGGAAUGCUGACCGUGUGUGGGUGAUAGCACGACAUGGAAAAAAAAGUGCUCGGUAUGCUGUGUGGUCUCUCAAAGAGCUUGCUGAAAGUAACUGUCAGUUACGUACACCUGCGCAUGAUAUUUUAGAUAGCAUCCCUCCCGAAAUAAAAAAGUUAUGGAAUAACGAUUACAAGACAGCCGAAUUAGAAUCGAAAAAAUUAAAAAAUAUAUCGAAUAAACAAAAUCAUGAUCGUACUAAUCAUUGUGAUCUACAUCCAACCGAAACUGGCAACAGGUUUCAUCGAUUGGAGAGGAAUAAUUCCGAGUUACCGAUCGAACGUUGGCCAGAGGAAAAUACUAGAGAUCCCGUUUUAAAGCAGAUACAAACAGAAAAACUAUCACCAUCACUAUCGACAACACAAACAUCACCAAAAAUACAACUAGCACCACCACCACCACCGCCACCACCGCCACCACCACCAUCAGUUAUACCCAUACAAUCCCUGUAUGAUAAUAAGGAUGAAUCACCGUUCGUGUUACCGGAAGGACCUAGGCUUGAUCUUUGUUUGGCUCAUAAGUUCGUUUCAUUUGAACCUGUCCGGGUGCCUUAUAAAAUACCUGAUGAUAACAAUCCACAAAUACUAAACCCAUUAUCUACGCUUCUAUGUCAAUUUUCAUUUACUAUGGACCAGGAUAUAAAACAAUGGAGUCCAACUGAAGAUAUUAUACAUUACUGGACAGAGGAUUACAAUUAUGUUACAACGGAUUCAUCGCCAGAAAGUAGUACGUCGCCGGUUCAACAACGGAGACCAUCAAGAGAACGCCGACGUCGCUCGUCGUCAAGUAGAUCACAAAGCAAAUUUAGAAGAGACGCAAUGGCAUCGAAAACAUUAAAAUGAUCAGUCAAAAUUAAUAAAACAAAUGAAUAAUAAUAAUAAUAGUAAUAAUAAUAAUAUAAUAAUAAUAAUUAAUAAUUGUCAAUGAAACAAAACCAAUAACAGUAGUCACGAAAAUCAAUUCAUUCUGUAGGAAUUAAAUAUUUAUCCCAACAAUAUAUAUAUAUAUGUAACCCAACAACUGGAAGGAACCAUUAGCGAAGACUACCACUACCUAUUCAAUUUAUUAAGUUCAUAACAUUUUAUGAUGUCAAGACAGAGACCGAAGAACACUAGAGCCAGUCGUUGAUAUGGCGAUAAGAUGAUAACCCCUAUGAUUUACUCACAACUCGUUCAUUUUACGUUACUAAUUCCCACAUUACACUCUUUAUAUUAUGUAGUAUCAACAUUACCUAUCUGAAUAAUUUAAUUUUUCUUAGUCUAAAUUUUCUUGGUAGAUUUGCUAACGACUGUCUUGAUGACCUACCUACUAAUCAACACAAAUGUCCGAUAACAUAUGCGAUUUCGAUGUAUAUACUUUCUCCGAUGGAAUAGUUAUGACAAACAACCUUUAGUAAGUAACAUAAUAUAUGGCAUGAUUAUUUUUAAUUUAUAAACGUAUCAAAAUUGUUUGAUAGAUUGAAAUGUUUAAUUAAUUUUAAAUUUACUGUAUGAAUAAAGUAAAACUAUUAAAAUAAUUUAUUACUAUAGGAUAAUACAAUAGUACCUAGUAUAAUUAAUAACUGUAAUAUAGAUUAUGAUAGCGAUGGCGUUUUUAGGAAGGGGGGUCAGAUUUGUAAAUUUGUUUAUACAUUCUAUUUCAUAAUUGAUAUUUUUAAUAGCGUGGGUUAUAAAUUCUAAAAAAUUACAUUCGUCAUAAUGGAACUAAAUCCGUUUUUAAUGAAGUAAAUUAUAAUUAUUGACUAAUUUUUAAUAAUAUUAAUAUAGAAAAUACACGUUAUUCAUCCGUAGGUGAGCAUCGAUUAUUCGAAUGAUAAACGUAUAUAUAACUCAAAGCUAAAGGAUUCAUGGACAGCAAUGAAAGGAUAGUGAUACUAUUCACUCCUACAUAAACAGCAAAUAUAGUUCCGAUGAUAAAAACGCUGACAAUAAAGAGGAAGAUGAAUUAACUUAGGGCUGUGACACCAAUGAUGAAUCGAAUGGUGAAGAUGACAGUAAUGAGAAAAUUGUGGCAUUACAAACAUUUUUGAAAAGUUUUUGGACCGCUGGAUUUUUUACUAUGGAACACAAAAAUACUAACCUUCCGGAUAUCAGCAGAAUAAGAGUGAUAAUCAUGAAAACCUAUCAUUAUAUAAACAAAUAUUCUUAAAUAUUAUUUAUAAUAUUUUUGAAUAUGUGUUUACUUUUAUUCUGCUGGUUUCCGGAAAAUGAUGUCACAUAGUAACAAAAUCCAGCGGUCUAAUAAACUGAUCAAAAAUAUUUGGAAUACUAUAGUAUUUCCUCAGUACUGCCAUCUUCACCAUUAUAUUCACCAUUGGUGUCUCAGCCCUCAGUUAUUUAAUAUUUGUUUUUAUCAUCUGAACUUUAUAUUUUUUAAUUCAGUAUGUUUCUUCAUUAUGGUUUAUUUCGGAGCGAAUAAUCACUAUCACUUUCAUCGCUGUCCAUGAAAUCUUGGUUUAAUAAUUAAAGAAUAAGAAUUAUUCUUCCUCCGUCACUUGGCUGAUUCGCAACUGAUUUUAUAUCGGGCCUGCUCUUGCUCCAAAACUAAUUAGAUUAAAAUAUAAAUUAUAGGAAUUGCUGUUGAAAUCAUUUCUAUAAAGAUUUACAGAGUGAGAGGUAUCAGUAUCAUUAUCGUAAUCUGUAUCAGAUCUGGCACGAACUCUGCUGCAGGCAGCAUCAGUUGGGACGUAACCACUUUCGGCCAACUGUUAGACACAAUGCAAUAUUCACGUUCGACAAAUAAAAUAUAUAAUAAAUAUUAGUAUACAGUCUACUGUGAGUUGCAGUGAUCGAUGCGAAUACAAAUUAGUGGGGAGGGGAGAUAAAACAAUAUGUGAAGUAGAGUAGUUGGGGGAUAUAAAAGAUUUAACGGUAUUUCCGAUACGCCGGUAACUACUUAAAUUAUUGGUAUCCAAUAUUUGAGAAUAAUUACUGUGUUACCGAAAAUACCGCAUUAGGUUGGUAUUUAUCUAAAAUAUCCAAUGCGUGUCCGUCCUCGAUAAAAUAAAGGUAUAGGUCUGUAUUAGUAUUUUAUUCGGAAAAUCGAAUUUAUUGUGUAUAGUGUUUGAACCACAUAUUAUUAUUGACAUAAAUGGUCUGUAACCCUACUUUGUAAACUGUUAAAUUCAUGACCAUAAAAAAGUUAGGAACUUCUGAUAUAGAACAGUUUGUUUUAGCCUUGUAGGUACUAGAGCUUUUUUUUAUUCUAUGCUCAUUUUUAUUUUUGUAAAAUCUCCCCUCUUUUUCGGUAUGAAAAAAUAUUAAUUUUCUCGGAUUGAAAAGACCAUUCUAGAAUCACCGAAAAUAUUAUACUUGUACCUAAUCGGUAAUGCCGCUGAUACCGGUUACUAAAUAUCGGUAUCAACAUUUGAAAUACUAAUAGUGGCUUUAUAAAAGUCCUAAAAUAAUAGUUUCCUGCGUAUUUCAUCACGACCAAACAAGAUUGUAUUUAAUAUUAUGAUUCAGUUAAAAAAACGUUCGAAACAGAUUUAAAAUAUCUAAUCUAUUUAUUUGUAUAUUUGUUUAAAUGUUAUUAUAUUAUGUGAUAUAACCAUCAUGUUCUACACAAAUAAUUGUAUGUGUUGAAAUUUAGGUAUAACUGCAUGUAUAUGUAUACAAGUUAACUGAUUUAAUAUGCCAUUGAUUAGUUAAUUUGUUGGAACAUACCUAUGUUAUUUGAUAUCAAUACUAUAAAAAUUUUUUUAAAAAUAUAUAAAUGAUUAAUGUUAUAUAGAACUUUUUUACAAGAGUCUAUUGUUUUUUUUUUAU
This is a messenger RNA of Aphis gossypii (cotton aphid), 7031 nucleotides long. RefSeq lists its product as uncharacterized. Lineage: Eukaryota; Metazoa; Arthropoda; Insecta; Hemiptera; Aphididae. The record is from RefSeq and is a predicted model, not a curated record. The coding region runs from base 537 to 4106 and encodes 1189 amino acids. The transcript is spliced from 5 exons.